UCGACUCCCCCUUCAGUCGAUCUCAGUUGUCGGUGAGGCCGGCGGGGCGGAUCCCACAGAAAAUUGAAAGAGAAAAUAAAGCAACACGACAAAGCCAAGGCAAUUUAGACUCCAAUCGAUUAUUCUACUCCCCUGUGGACAGUCUGACCAACAAGAUGCCCUCAGCGACAAAUGACAACAGGACUGUCAAGUCCGCUAGUCCGGACGUGGGAUCCGUUCCCGGUUCAGCGGUCCAACUCGCCAUCAGUCAGAUGUCUGGAGGCCACACAGAAGCCAUGAAGCAGGUCUUGGGCAUUAUUGAGAAGAAAGUCCGCAACAUGGAAAAGAAGAAGGGCAAGCUUGAUGACUACCAGGCCAGGCACGACAAAGGGGAGCGUCUCAACCAGGACCAGCUGCAAGCCCUUUCGAAGUACCAAGAGGUGACCAACAACCUGGAGUUUGCCCGGGAGCUGCUGAAAAACUUCCUGGCCCUGGGGCAAGACCUCCAGAAGGCGGUGAAGAAGGCGUCUCGUCGGGAGCAGCUGCAGCGGGAGGAGGCGGAGCAGAAGAGGCUGCGGAAGGUGCUGGAGCUCCAGUUCCUCCUGGACCGGCUCGGGGAGGACGCCGUGCGGCAGGAGCUCCUGCAGGGGGCGGGGGGGCCCUCGCUGCUCACGGAGGGGGACCUCACCGCCCUGGACGAGUUCUACAAGCUGGUAGGGCCGGAACGGGACCAAACCAUCAGGUUGACUGACCAGUAUCAUGAGGCAUCUCAGCACUUAUGGGAACUAUUGGAGGGCAAGGACAAAGCUGUGGCAGGAACCACAUACAAAGCCCUUAAGGACACCCUGGAGCGGGUGAUGCAGAGCGGUUAUUUCGACACGGCACAGAACAACCACCAGAACGGAGUUUGCAGCGCGCAGGAGGAGGAAGAGGAGGAGGAGCCCGUGGCGGUGGUUGUGGAGUCAUCGGAAACGGAGGAGCAGGCUGGAGACACAGAGGGCGAGCUGGUGGAAGAGUAUGCAGAGCCUAUAGCAGUGGAGGCAACAGAGUUUGUAAACAGACAGUUCAUUCCAGAGAGCACGUACAGCAACAGCACUCAAGAGCAAGCAGAAGAGUGGAGUUCUGAAUCAGAGGUGGUGAGUUCACUGCAGCAGCAGCCGCCAGCGCCAGUGCCCGUGCCUGUUCCCGUGCAGACGGCGCCCCCUCCCGUGGUGAGCGAACCCCAUCCAAUGACAUCGGUGACCCCCACGCCCGCCCCGGACCCCGUGCUGCGCAAGCAGGCCGUACAGGACCUCAUGGCACAGAUGCAGGGGCCCUACAACUUCAUGCAGGACUCCAUGCUGGAGUUUGAUGGCCCUCCCAUCGACCCUGCCAUUGUGUCGGCACAGCCCAUGAAGCCUGCCCAGACCAUGGACAUGCCCCAGAUGGUCUGCUCCCCAGUUCAUCCAGACGCAUGCCUUGCACAGCCCAGCCCUGUUCCUGUACAGCCUGAACCAACACAAGUUCCAUUGGUCGCUCCCUCACCAGAGGCCUUCUCUACGCCGUCCCCCCACCCCCCCAUGUACCAGCCCCCCCACCCAGCAGACCCACGACCACAGCCCGAAGCCAUCGACCCCAUCCAGGCCUCCAUGUCCCUGUCAACAGAGCAGCCCCCUCCCUCCUCCGCCCUACCCGCCGCCACCCAGACGCAAGUGUUCCAGCCUAGCUCCAAGCCCCUGCACAGCAGUGGCAUCAACGUCAACGCCGCACCAUUCCAGUCCAUGCAGACGGUGUUCAAUCUCAACGCGCCUGUGCCUCCAGCCAAUGAGACGGAGUCCCUGAAGCAGCAGAGCCAGUAUACCAACAGCUACAGCCAGGGCUUCAGCACCCAAGCGCCCCACGCACUCGAGCAGCCAGAGAUGCAGCCUGACCAGCUGCAGUCUGGUGAGCACGUGGUUGGAGCUUUCCACUCCCAAGACCAAUCGCUCCCGAGUGCAGCUGGCCACCAGGGUAUGUCUCAGCAGGGGGCGGGGCAGGGUACUGGGUUCGGACGGCCCGCCCAGUCCUUCUAUAACAGCAGAGCCAUGUCCCGCGGUGGACCCAGGAACUCCCGCGGCAUGAUCAACGGCUACCGGGGACCAUCCAACGGUUUCAGAGGUGGAUACGAUGGCUAUCGCCCUCCCUUCUCCAACACUGCAAACUCUGGCUAUGGCCAGACUCAGUUCAGUGCGCCACGUGACUACUCCAACAGCAACUAUCAGAGGGACGGUUACCAGCAGAACUACAAGCGUGGAGCAGGCCAGGGCCCACGCGGCUCUGCUCGUGGGAACUCCCAGGCCAUUCGCACCUGAAUAAAAAAAAACAGGCAAACUGACCACUCAGCCCCACAUUGAACGUUCAAACCGAUAGCAUUUUAUCCCCGCUCACCCCUUUUUGUUAUUUUGUCUUUUUGUUUUCUUGUUUUUGUUUUUAUCAUCAGUGGUAUCUUCUCUCCUCCUGGCCACUCUCUCGUAAGCCUGCUUUGACGGUAUUUAAGAAAAAAAAGAGAACCAUUUUAACGAGUCUAAACACAAGCAAAGCUGAGAAUCCUUCAGCUAUCAAUAUUUUAAGCCUGUGUUUGUAUCAAAUAUUCCUGUAAACUUGAAAGAUUUCAUUAAUUUAUUUUUUUGUAUAAAAUAAAAGCAAAAAUACCUACCACUGCUGGUCUAAACCCUGGGAGUAUGUUUCUGUUUUUUCCCCGUUUUUUUGUUUUUUUUUGUUUUUGUUUUGUUCUGCCACUUGUUUUAGUUCAACACGUUUGUUUUCUUUUUGGUACAUUCUAAAGAAGCUCCCAAACACAGUUUGUAAAUUGAUGUUGCUUCAGAAGUUUCAAUAAAGAUGUGUUGCAUUAA
Molecule: messenger RNA, 2849 nt
Organism: Engraulis encrasicolus (European anchovy)
Lineage: Eukaryota; Metazoa; Chordata; Actinopteri; Clupeiformes; Engraulidae
Gene: caprin1b
Product: cell cycle associated protein 1b
Exons: 18
Coding region: 156-2309 (717 amino acids)
Cellular component (GO): cytoplasm
Molecular function (GO): RNA binding
Source: RefSeq, a predicted model, not a curated record